Messenger RNA from Dama dama (fallow deer), 2978 nucleotides. RefSeq names its product hydroxycarboxylic acid receptor 1 (gene HCAR1). Gene Ontology annotation, molecular function: G protein-coupled receptor activity. The transcript is spliced from 2 exons. NCBI's taxonomy places the organism in Eukaryota, Metazoa, Chordata, Mammalia, Artiodactyla, Cervidae. Gene Ontology annotation, cellular component: membrane. Gene Ontology annotation, biological process: G protein-coupled receptor signaling pathway. The record is from RefSeq and is a predicted model, not a curated record. Bases 475 to 1482 code for a protein of 335 amino acids.
CUCCCAGAAAGGCUGUUUCAUGAAGACGGACAUGAGAAGUGGCUUCAGAUUCAUUUCACGGUCUCGGUGGUGGUGCAGCCGCUUCGCUUAAUGCUCCAGCUUGGAGAGAAUCCGAAAAGAAAGAGAGGCUGGAAAGAAAAAUCCACUCUGGGGCAGGUCCCAACAACUCCUCUCCGGCGCAAAUUUCCUCGGAUCAGCCAGCAGCUUCCCAGAAAUGACAACUUGGUGAAGUCACCUGUGUUUCCAGGCCCUGGGGUGCGACAGGCUUCGGCACUUGAGCCAGGAGGUUGGGGGUGUGGAUUGGAGAUGGACCGCUUGUGAUCCAGCCUCCACUGCAGUGUUGCAUUUCCUGGCUGAAGUUUCUAUUCUCCGUGGGGUGCCUGCAUCCAUGUACACGUGCUGUACCUGCCUCCCACGGUGAAGACGUUGGAAACGGCACGGCCCGGCACACGGAGCACUGGUCCUCUGUUCACCAUGGCCAACAGGUCGUGCUGCCUCAUCCAGGGGUACCAUAUGCCCGAGGUGAUGCCGCCACUGCUAAUCCUCGCCUUUGUGCUUGGCAUCCUGGGCAACGGCGUCGCCCUCUGUGGUUUCUGCUUUCACAUGAAGACCUGGAAGCCGAGCACCAUUUACCUGUUCAACUUGGCCAUGGCCGACUUCCUUCUGAUGAUCUGCCUGCCCUUUCGGACAGACUACUACCUCAGACAGAGGCAAUGGGCGUUUGAGGAUAUUGCUUGUCGAGUGGCGCUCUUCAUGCUGGCCAUGAACAGGGCCGGAAGCAUUGUCUUCCUCACAGUGGUGGCUGUGGACCGGUAUUUUAAAGUGGUCCACCCCCACCAUAUGAUAAACACCAUCUCCAACUGGACUGCAGUUGGCAUCGUCUGUGCCCUUUGGACCCUGGUCAUCCUGGGGACUCUGUAUCUUCUGAUGGAGAAUCAUCUGUGUGUGCAAGAGAAGGUCAUAGCUUGUGAGAGCUUCAUCAUGGUGUCGGCUAACGGCUGGCAUGAUGUCAUGUUCCAGCUGGAGUUCUUUCUGCCCCUUGGCAUCAUCUUGUUCUGCUCCUUCAAGAUCAUUUGGAGCCUCAAGCAGAGGCAGCAUCUGGCCAGGCAGAGUCGGAUGAAGAAGCCUAUUCGUUUCAUCAUGAUGGUGGCGGUGGUGUUUAUUGCCUGCUACCUGCCCAGUGCGUUGGCCAGACUGUAUUUCCUCUGGACAGUGCCUUCCAGCGCCUGCAAUCCAUCCGUCCAUGUGGCCCUCCACGUCACCCUCAGCUUCACCUACAUAAACAGCAUGCUGGAUCCCCUGGUGUAUUAUUUUUCAAGUCCCUCAUACCCCAAAUUCUACACCAAACUCAAAAUCUGCACUUUGAGACCUAGGUGUCCAGGAUGCUUCAAGAGGCCAGAGGGGAUGCCCACUUCCAACCUUUGUUGCAACAGUUGCAUCAGUGUGGCAAAUAGCUUCCAAAGCCAGUCUGAGGUGCAGUGAGAUCUUCAAAUGUGACAGAUGGCACCAGGACAGACAGACACACAAAAUCAAGGAGGCUGGAUUGGUGACUUAGAAAUACUCCAUGCUGAGGGGUGGGGAGCCUUGAAAAUGCCAUUCUUUCUUAACUGUACCCUCCUCACUCUGUUGGAUACAAAAUUCGGAUCACUAUGCCUUUUUGGAAGGUUCCACUUGAGAAGUGAGUCAGUUGCAUUUAUAUAAUGUGAUUCUAAUGACAGAGGGGUGUGUGUGUGUGUGUGUGUGUGUGUGUGUGUAUGUGUGUGUGUUGGGAAGAGCUUGGCCCCUGAGUAAUUUUAAAUGGCUCAGGUAAUAUGUACUAAUGUUUAAAUCUGUCAUUCUGUCAUGUUCUCUCCCUGGGGGAGUCAGCGAAUUUAAUGACCCAUCCUCUGAUCUUAUAUCCUUACUUUUCUUGGAAAAUAGAAACUGGGGUAAGUCAAUAUUUUUAUUUCAGGCAGAGGGAGGCUCUUUAGAGUGGGAUGUCUUGACCCCAAAGAUUUUCAUAUUCCCAGGGCCCCUCUCUACUUUUCUGACUACUCAGGAGCCCAAGAAGAAUGACAGCAAAAACAAUAUGCUGCCACCUUUUCGGAGCUCCACGUUUUUCUGCAAGUAUUUGCAUUUCAAAGAAGGUACUCAAGGAUAUGUUUAUUUGUCCUGAUUUUUCCAGUGGAAGCUGAGCACUUGAAAAAGUCCUAUUAACCUUUGGCAAGUGCUAAGUCCAGCAAAAUUGCUUGUAAUGUGACUAUGAGUUUAAAUUAUUCAAACAUUUGUUUUCUACGUAUUUACUGAAUUAAUGUUCUGUGCCAGGUACUUUGCUAGUGUCCCUUUGACCCGGAGGGUCCUUAGUUAACUUGUGUGUUUGGCUGGGGAGGGGGCAAACAGAGAAGUUAAUGACCUUCACCAUUAUGAUGACUAUAGUUUCUAGACCUGUUCUCUACAGACACUGGUGUUUUCCUUUUAUUGUAGGAUUCUGUACAAACACCAAAGAGUGGAAAAGGCAGUAGGCCUUGUGUACAUGAAUUUUCAAAUAUGCCCAUGGGGUCCUCAGAAUGAGAUGAUUGUGUGAAAUGACAUGCUGCUUCUGCCCUGGAUUAGGGGGAGAGAUGCCAAACCGAUCUUAGCUCCGUUCUCAAGUCACAAAGCAGUGAAAGUGUUCUUGGCUCCUCUCUUUACACGUUCUCAAAUUCCCAGGGGAUUCUCUGCAAUUAAGACCCUUGCAUGCGUGCUAAGUCGCUCCAGUCAUGUCCGACUCUUUGUGACCCUGUGGACUGUAACUCACCUGGCUUCUCUGUCCAUGGGGAUUCUCUAGGCAAGAAUACUGGAGUGGGCUACCAUGCCCUCCUCCAGGAGAUCUUCCUGACCCAGGGAUCGAACCUGUACCUCCUGUGGCUUGUGCAUUGCAGGCAGAUUCUUUCCCGCUGGGGAAGCCCAUUAAGACCCUUAAUCUGCAACUAAUACCAGUGUUGCAUUCUUUGGCCUCA